CCGACAUCCCAGAAGAAGUGCUGGAAACAUGUGGAGCAGCUGAGUGCGGCCUUGUUGUCGAGGUCAACAGCACGAGCACCAAGCCAACACAGAAACUGGUGUGGACGCUCGUCGGCAGCUACAUCGGUGUUGGUUUGCUAGCCAUAAUAAUCGUGUCAGUGUUUCUGGACAACAUCGACGCCAAUCAGACCAGCGUGUUCCGUGAGAACAGAGAACCGUUCUGCCACACGUUUUUGGCCACAUUUAGGCUCCUGAAGGACUGGAGGCUCUUGACGCUCAUCCCACUCACGAUGUACAGCGGCUUCGAACAAAGCUUCCUCUCUGGAGAGUACACCAAAGAUUCAAAACCAGACAAACUUUUCACAAACACCAUAACUCUUUACGGCGUCCUUUUCCCGAGGGAAAAGGAGGCAGCAUUCGCCAACUACCGGAUGUGGGAGUCCCUCGGUUUCGUCAUCGCCUUUGCCUACAGCACGUUUUUGUGCCUGGAGUACAAAAUCUACAUCCUGAUMGCUGUUCUGGUGCUGACAAUCAUAACCUACCCCAUCGUGGAGUACCACGAGUACAAACAUCCCACAGAACCCAUCGAAGAGUCAACCUACCAAAAUACAAAAGAUAUCAUUGAAACAAAGUCCAACAGUAUUAUUUCUCAGACUCAACUGUAGAAACAGAUUUGUUUUUGAUYGUUUAUGGCUGCUAAUUAAGUGACUGAUAUCCACAUGUUCAGAUUUAUAAACUCCACAAUUAAUAUGUAAUGGUACGAUUUUUUACACAGCACUGCUUCCCAAACUGUCUUUGUCUUUAAUACUGAGUCACAAACUGUAAAAAAUUGUAAAAAUGGUAGAAACAAAGAUUAUUUUUGACCAACUUGACUGGGAACUAAACAUGGGUCAAAUGGGAACACUUAUUUAAGUAAAUGUUUAGUUAACAGUAAUUUUUAAACUUCAAGGGAUAUUCUUUGAAUUUUCUGUUUUCUUUAAAACAAUGUUUUUAAGAAAAUGUAUAUAUGUUUGUUUUCGUAUUUCAAUUUUAUCAUGUUUCUACGGAAGCCCAGAGUUUAUCGUUUUCCUUGUGUAUCAUUCAUUAAGCAUGGAGACGGCCCGAUCCCCACAGGUUACCAAUAAAGUUUAUUAUAUCAUCAAAAUGACUGUGUAAACGCCUGCUGAGCUGCAGUCGGGCCAGCUGUCUCCUUAAAUGAUGAGGGCUGAUGGGAAAGUUAUCUUUACAAAACAAACAUCACAAUUUCAACCUGAUGAUACAAAAUGACGUGAAAUUAUAAGGUUUUUAUUAUGAAGUAAUUAUCAGGUUGAUAGGUUUGUCUUUAGGCCCAGGCCACCCUUGCAAUAGAGAUCUGCGAUCUCAAUGGGAUUUGUUUGAUUAAAUAAUGGGGCGAGAU
Austrofundulus limnaeus is the source of this 1396-nucleotide messenger RNA. RefSeq names its product unc-93 homolog A (gene unc93a). The record is from RefSeq and is a predicted model, not a curated record. The annotation marks the transcript as partial. NCBI's taxonomy places the organism in Eukaryota, Metazoa, Chordata, Actinopteri, Cyprinodontiformes, Rivulidae. The transcript has 4 exons.